This is a messenger RNA of Mesorhabditis belari, 429 nucleotides long. The record is from the annotation of a GenBank genome assembly. NCBI's taxonomy places the organism in Eukaryota, Metazoa, Nematoda, Chromadorea, Rhabditida, Rhabditidae.
AUGCCACACGAGGGAAGAGGACACGGAGGACAUGGGUUCAAGUGGAUACUUCCGCCAGAGGUUGAAGCGGCACUCCCAGAAGAAACGCGAGAUGAGAUCAACGCGAUUCGAAGCGAUGAAUCACUGAGUCGUCAUGAAAAGCAUGAUCGAAUCAUGUCGGUGUUGGACAGUUUACCCGAAGAUGUCCGAGCUCAGCUCCCAGCUCCGCCAUUGCCCCCAUGGGUUCAACAUUUGCCCGACGAGGAUCGGGAGAGAUUUGAAGCGGUUCACAGCGAUACUUCGCUCGGCUUUCGCGAGAAGCGAGCAAGGGAAAGGGAAUUUCUUGACGGAUUGCCGGAUGAUGUGAAAGAGAAAAUGCGUCGUGAGAGAAGCCGCAGUCGGGGAAGAAUGCGUGGUUGUUGGAAAGGGCAACAAAAAUCAUUCCCAUCU